GUGUGCCGUGUUUGCUGGUUCCUGUUGCUCUCCAGCAUCCGUUGUCUCUGCAGCACCCUGAGUUCUCCUCCAGAGCGGUAGUGCCAGGAGCUCAGAAUGUUCCCGGAACUUAAUAACCUGCUCAACACCACCCCGGACAGGGCGGAGCAGAACAGAAUUGGCAUCAGAAAGUAAAGUAUUUGGCUGGGAGGUCUUUUGAAGGCCUCUUCCAAUCCUAGCAGUCUGAUUUUCACUGGAGUCUGAUGGUAAAAGCAUCCUUUGUUCAGGAUCCAAUUCUUCCUAAGACUGGUUCCUGAGUUACUAAGGGGAAACUGACUCUACUCUGUGAUGCCAAGACAGAUGGCAGUUUCCUUGUACACCACUUUCUCUCCUUCUACCUCAAAGCUAAUUGUAAAGUCUGCUUUGUGGCACUCAUCCAGUCCUUCAGCCACUACAAUAUCGUGGGACAGAAGCUGAGAAUGAGUCUGCCUAUGUUUCCCAGGAUGAUCUUAAACUCCUAAGCUCAAGGAAUCCUCCUGCUUCAACCUCUCAAAGUGCUGGGAUUACAGGGUGUCAACCUGACCAUGGCGCGGGAGCGUGGGCAGCUUGUGUUCCUCGAGGGACUCAAGUCUGCAGUGGACGUCUUCUUCCAGGCUCAAGAGAAGCCACACCCCCUGCAGUUUCUCAGGGAGGCCAGUGCUGGGAACUUGAAACCAUUGUUUGAGUUUGUACGUGUCGCCCUGAAGCCAGUAGACAGUGGAGCCGCUGGGUGGACCUACCCGGUGCUGCUGGUGGACGACCUCAGUGUGCUCCUGAGCCUGGGCCUGGGGGCGGUGGCUGUGCUGGACUUUAUUCACUACUGCAGAGCCACCCUGUGCUGGGAACUAAAGGGAAAUGUGGUGGUCCUUGUGCAUGACAGUGGAGAUGUGGAAGAUGAGGAGAAUGACAUCCUGCUGAAUGGCCUCAGUCAUCAGAGCCACCUGAUCCUGCGGGCUGAGGGCCUGGCCACUGGCUUCUGCAGGGAUGUGCAUGGGCAGCUGAGGAUCCUGUGGAGGAGACCAUCGCAGUCUACAUCUCAGCGGGAUCAGAGCCUCACUUACCAGUAUAAGAUACAGGACAGAAGCGUGUCAUUUUUUGCCAAAGGAAUGUCUCCUGCUGUUCUGUGAUCUGAUUUCGGAGCAGCUAAAGCUACAUGGGACUGUUUUUGGAUGUGGAAGAUAACACAACCUAGCAAAAAUGGGCCUUUCUCCUCUGUAGUAGUAUUUCGGGCUGGACUGGUGACUCCAUGGUGACCAGGGAGAGUUGAAUGCUGCAGUGAUGGCAUACCUUGGCUAUUCUGGGCUCUGUUCAGAAAACACAGCAAGGGACCACGAUCCUACUUCUGCUGAGAGAGAGGCUGGAUGCUAGACCCCAGCGAAUGGGGUCCUUUGGAGCCUUUGUUUAGAUAUGCCUUAGUCCCAGCUGCCUAUUUUUGGUUGAUGUGUCUUUCAAAGCCAAAGUGGGUAUAAAUGUGCCAGCCAGGAAAUAGUUGCAGAUGGCAGGUACGCAAGGUGACAACUAGGACAGUCGUGACUGGAAUAAAGUAAGUUUCCACACUGG
Messenger RNA from Callithrix jacchus (white-tufted-ear marmoset), 1578 nucleotides. Lineage: Eukaryota; Metazoa; Chordata; Mammalia; Primates; Cebidae. The record is from RefSeq and is a predicted model, not a curated record.